Molecule: messenger RNA, 2464 nt
Organism: Trematomus bernacchii (emerald rockcod)
Lineage: Eukaryota; Metazoa; Chordata; Actinopteri; Perciformes; Nototheniidae
Gene: rnf207a
Product: ring finger protein 207a
Exons: 19
Coding region: 82-1977 (631 amino acids)
Biological process (GO): regulation of heart looping; regulation of cardiac muscle contraction
Cellular component (GO): perinuclear region of cytoplasm
Molecular function (GO): transmembrane transporter binding; Hsp70 protein binding; zinc ion binding
Source: RefSeq, a predicted model, not a curated record
GUAGCUGAUAGCACAACUGAAAGCCGCCUUUGGAUUGUGUGUUGUCACUGAAGCCCCGGCACUCGUUAGACAUCUGACAAGAUGGCAGGAGAAAUCUUCACCAACUUGGAUAACCUCUUUAAUGUGGAUUGUGCCAAUGUCCACCCCCUGGUGUGUCACUUGUGCCAUGAGCAGUACCGGUCCCCGUGUUUGUUGGACUGCUACCACAUCUUCUGUGCCCGCUGCCUGCGAGGCCGGAUCAAUGACAACCGCCUCAGCUGCCCCCUCUGUGGAUACCCAUCCAUUUUGAAAGGGAACAGCUCCCUGCCUCCAGAGGACCGUCUGCUGAAGUUUCUGGUCGACAACAAUGCGGAAUCUGAGGAGACGGUGCAGUGUGCCAACUGCGACCAGGAGAGUGACAAAAAGGAUGCAGAGAUGAUGUACUACUGUAACACCUGCAGCCAGCCACUUUGCAGCACCUGCAGGGAGUUGACUCACAAAGCCAAAAUGUUUUCCCACCAUGAGAUUGUUUCCCUAGCCAAACGCUCCAGAGCCAAACACAGGAAGUGCUCUCUCCACGAGGAGACCUACAUCCUGUUCUCUACAGAGAACAAGUCCAUGCUCUGCAUCAAGUGCUUCAGAGACAUGCAAGUGGAGAGCCGGACUCACUGCAUUGAUAUUGAAACAGCGUACGUGCAGGGCUGUGAAAUGUUGGACCAGGCUGUGCUGGUGGUGAAGGAGCUGCAGACUUCAGCCAGAGAGGCCAUCAUUCUGCUGAGAGCCAUGAUAGGAGAAGUGUGUCUGAACGUGGAGGAAGAAGAGAGUGCAAUCUGUUCUCUGUUCAACAGCUUACAGGAAAAACUGGCAGAGAGGAAGAAGAUUCUCCUGAAAGCAGCUCAGAGUCAGCACGAGGAGAAGGAGAAAGCACUAAAGGAGCAGCUCUCACACCUUACUGCCCUCCUGCCAACCCUGCAGGUGCACCUCGUCACCUGCUCGGCUUUCCUCAGCUCAGCCAACAAGUUUGAAUUUCUGGACAUGGGCUACCAACUCAUGGAGAGGCUGAAGCGGAUUGUAAAGCUCCCUCAUCGACUGAGACCGGUGCAGAGCAGCAAAAUCAACACAGACUACAGGAUUGAGUUUGCCCGCUGCCUGGAGCCCUUAUUGCUGCUGGGUCAGCGCUGCCCUCCCUCUGUUUCCGGAUCUAUAAGUGUCGCAGCAAGGCACCAGUCUCCCCUCUCCGUGUGCUGCCACUCCCCGUCCCUCAGUGAGAUGCCGCUGGGCUCGGUGUGCGGGCGGAGGCCCACCUGUCACCGCAACAUCUGCACCAAGGUGCUGCUGGCGGAGGGGAGGGAGACCCCCUUCACCGAGCACUGCCGCAACUAUGAGAACACGUACAGGACUCUCCAGACAGAGAUUCAGAAUCUGAAGGACCAGGUCCAGGAGCUGCACCGGGAUCUGACCAAGCACCACUCCAUCAUCAACACGGAGAAGAUGGGAGAGAUCAUGGAGAGAUCGCUGAACAUCGACAGUCAGAUAGCUUCACAGCACUCCACCGUGGAAACUAUGAGAGUCAUGUUCGAGGAGAUCUGGGAGGAGACUUUCCAGAGGGUCACUAAUGAGCAGGAGAUCUACGAAGCCCAGCUGCAUGACCUGUUGCAGCUGAAGCAGGAGAACUCAUACCUCACCACCAUCACCAGACAGAUCAGCCCCUACAUCCUCUCCAUUGCCAAGGUCAAAGAGAGACUGGAGCCCAGGUUUCAGGAGGCUAAAGAGCAGCAGGACGACCGCACAGAAACUAUGCUGAAAAUCUAUGAAGACAACACAAUCGCCAAAGACAGUCAAGAAAGUGACAGCCAGAGUUGUGUCACAGAUCAAGACAGACACAAGAACAGCCGUCCGCUGAUGCUGGAGUCGGGGGAGAGCUCUGUAAAGACCAAUCGCUCCGGCAGGCCGAGGGUUCCCGUGGAGACGUCCAUCCACAACGAAAAGCCUUCAUAAACACCGUGACAUUUCUGCCCCCCUCUCUCCCGCCCCCCGCCCCUGCUCCUGUCCAGCAAUGUGCCUUAAUUCAGACAUAACAAGCUCGGGACAGGAUGUCACUUCCUAUGCUGUCUGCAUAACAUUCUCUCAGCAGUGGGAGGAAAGACCCUACCCAGAGGUACAUAAUGAACAUGGGACUGGAAGACUAAAAUAGACAAACAUCAUGAAGAAUUUUUUUUGUGAUAUUCAAGAGCCAUGGAGGGCUCAAAAAGUGAAUAGAGUGAUGCAGGGAUGAUGUAUUUUUUUCUAGGCCAACCUGGAAGUUAGCAUGUUAGCAAGUGCUCCCUCUAGCAGCAACAGGAUUUUUCCAUAUAAAAUAAGCUCUGUAGCAAACACAAGUAUAUGAGAAAUACACAUUUUGUUCAGCAGGAUAAUCCCCACAUAUUAACAACACUUUUAUAAUUGAUGUAGAGAGUAAAUGCAAUCGCCAGGAAUAAGCUAACGU